AUGAGUACGGCAAAUGCACGUCAGGCCGUUGAAGUAUAUACCAAGGGGAUCAAAGCUUGGUUCACGGAUGAGAAAGAGGCCUGGGUAUCUGCCACCUGUGUAUCGAGCGAUAUCACCGACGAUAAAGUUCGGCUAGUUUUUGAAGAUGACGGCGACCAAAAGGAACAUGUAUUCGAAAGCACCCUCGCCGAAGUCGACAAAACCGGCGGAUCCACCCUCCCGCCACUAAGGAAUCCUCCAAAAAUGGAAUAUACCGAUGACUUGACCAACUUGAGUUAUUUGAACGAACCAGCAGUUCUAAACACCAUCCGAACGCGAUACAUGCAACAUCUUAUUUAUACGUACUCUGGUAUCGUGCUUAUUGCUAUGAAUCCUUUCGAUCGUGUGGCCCUUUAUGAGCCAGAUAUUGUACAGCAAUAUUCUGGUAAACGACGAGGGGAACUGGAACCUCAUUUAUUCGCUAUUGCGGAAGAUGCGUAUCGAUGCAUGAUUCGCGAACAGACUAAUCAGACGAUCGUGGUAUCUGGAGAGAGUGGUGCGGGUAAAACAGUCAGUGCCAAAUACAUUAUGCGUUAUUUCGCUACCGCCGAUGAUCAAGAAUCCGCGGGCAAGAAGCAAAAGUUGGACGGCAAUAUGACGGAAGUCGAAGAACAGAUUCUUGCAACGAAUCCCAUCAUGGAAGCUUUUGGUAAUGCCAAGACGACACGCAAUGACAACAGUUCUCGUUUCGGCAAAUACAUUGAAAUCCAGUUUGAUGAUGGCGCCAAUAUUAUUGGUGCCAAGAUAAGAACUUACUUGCUGGAACGAUCUCGCUUGAUCUUUCAACCAGAAACAGAACGAAACUAUCACAUCUUUUAUCAGCUUUGCGCAGGUGCUCCGUUGUCGGAGAAGAAAGAAUUUGAGCUUGGGGACUAUUCGUCUUUUCACUAUCUGAAUCAAAGCGGGACGGGAACCGUGUUGGGCGUGGACGAUGCCGCGGAAUUUGAAGUCACCCAGAGAGCGUUAUCGACGGUGGGACUGUCGGUGCAGUUGCAGUGGAAAAUUUUCAGGCUGUUAGCUGCCUUGUUGCAUAUUGGUAACCUGCAAAUCUCGGGCCGUGGCGAUGCCAUGCUUUCCGACCAAGAUCCGGCUCUUUUGAUCACUACACGCUUGUUGGGCAUCAAUCCUACGGAAUUCCGCAAAUGGAUCGUUCGCAAGCAAAUUGUCACGCGGUCCGAAAAGAUCGUCACCAAUCUUAACCCGACCCAGGCCCUCGUUGUUAGAGAUUCCGUCGCCAAAUACAUCUAUGCCAAUCUCUUUGACUGGCUUGUCAGUGUCAUCAACGACAGCCUUUCGUGUCCUGACGCCGAAAAGGUCUCUACUUUCAUUGGUGUCCUCGAUAUUUACGGUUUCGAACACUUUAAGAAGAACUCGUUUGAACAGUUCUGUAUCAACUAUGCCAAUGAGAAACUGCAGCAACAAUUCAAUCAACACGUUUUCAAAUUGGAACAGGAAGAAUAUGUACGGGAAAAGAUCAACUGGACUUUUAUCGAAUUCAGUGACAAUCAAAGAUGCAUCGAACUCAUUGAAGGAAAAUUGGGUAUUCUGUCCCUGCUCGACGAGGAAUCGCGUCUUCCUUCUGGCUCCGAUCAAGGCUUUUGUCAAAAGUUGUAUAGCAACUUUGAUAAUGCCAAUUUCAAGAACUAUUUCAAGAAACCACGCUUUUCGAACAAUGCGUUCACAAUUGCGCACUACGCACAUGAUGUGCAGUAUGAAGCAGAGAAUUUCAUCGACAAGAAUAAGGAUACUGUGCCAGACGAACACUUGAGUCUGCUCCAAGGCGCAGAAUUUGACUUUUUGAAAGAAAUCUUGGAAAAGGCCGCUGCCAAUAAUCCGGCUCCUACGCCCGAGAAUAACAAACGUAUGAGUAUGGUCGUCAGAAAACCUACGCUUGGUUCCAUCUUCAAGCUUUCUUUGAUCAAUCUGAUGGACACUAUUGGCAAUACCAAUGUCCACUACAUCCGUUGUAUUAAACCAAACGAGGCCAAGAAAGCUUGGGAAUUUGAACCCAACAUGGUGCUGUCUCAACUUCGUGCAUGUGGUGUUCUGGAGACCAUUCGUAUCAGUUGUGCUGGUUAUCCUUCACGAUGGACUUUUGAAGAAUUCGCUGAUCGCUAUUAUGCGCUGGUUUCGUCGAAACAUUGGGAUCCACGUAACAAGCCCGAUGGGAGAGAAUUGUGUUCCACGAUCCUUGACGCUUGCAUUCAUGACCAAGACAAAUAUCAAGUCGGUAUUACCAAGAUUUUCUUCCGUGCGGGACAGUUGGCCUACUUGGAAAAACUACGAUUGGAUCGUUUCAACGAGUGUGCUAUUCUGCUUCAAAAGAAUAUGCGACGUUUCAUUUACCGCACGCGCUAUUUGCGUAUGCAACAACUGGCCCUCAGUCUGCAAUGCAUUGCUCGUCGUAAGGUGGCUGUGGCGAAACUGAAACGAUUGCGUGAAGAAAAGGCCGCCAUUUGCAUUCAGUCUCACUGGCGUCGCUAUGCUGCACGCAAACAAUUUUUGGCUCAACAACAGUUUGUGCUGCGUCUACAGACAGCUAUUCGCGCCUAUAAUGCACGUCGCGCUUUCUCGUCGAUGCGAGUCAACAAUGCCGCAACGCAAAUUCAGCGUUUGGUACGAGGAUGGUUUGCGCGCAAGCAUUACAAGGCCAAACGUGCGUUUGUCGUUCAACUGCAAUCAGCGAUUCGUCGUCGUGCAGCAAGGAAACAGUUGGCGGGUCUGCGUUUGGAAGCUCGUUCCGUCAAUCAUUUCAAGGAAGUGUCGUAUGCUUUGGAGAACAAGGUGGUUGAAUUGACUCAGACGCUGACGGUGCUGAAGGAUGAGAAGAAAUCGGCCGUCGACCGGGCUACUCAACUUGAAGCCCAGGUUCGUACAUGGACCGAUAAAUAUGCCAAAUUGGAACGCAAAGCGAAGAACCUCGAAGAACGAUUGCAAGAGCCGACCGUCCCUCAAGCCGAAUUUGAUGUUCUGAAAGCAGCACGGGAUGAGUUGUUGACGCAACAGAAAUCGCAAAAUGAGAAACUCAAGACUCAAGAACGUGAACUGGCCCAGCUUUCCAAACAGCUGGAUAGCCAAAAGGAAGAAAAUGCGAAGUUGCAGAAAUCAUUGGACGAAGCCAAUGACCGUAUAAGCCGUGCCACGGAUGAAGCGGAAGUGGCGGAACUGAAGAGCCAAGUCGCCGCUCUGAAAGCUCAGGUGUCGCAGGUAUUGCAUGCCCCUCAACGGCAACGAUCGGCUUCCACGGUGCGCGGCCUUUCACCAGGUCCAAACGGACUUCGCAAUGCGUCGCCUUCACCUUCGCCUGUGAAGCCUUUGGAUUUGGAAGAUAUCAAGGAAGAAUCCCCCAUGGAACGUAGCCGAUCGCCCACAGGUAUGACCGCCGUCCUGAAUCGUCGCGCAAGAAGAAACAGUUCAGCCGAAGUGCGCAAGAAUGGUCCAAAGUCUUCCAUUGAUUACAUCCGACAAGCCGAAUUGUUGAAUAACAACAAGAACCCUCGUCCAACCUCCGUGGAUCAGUUCAGUGCCAUCUUGGGCGGUAAAGCAGGUAGCUUAACCGGCGGUAUCGAUGAAACACCGGAAGAAGAGAUUCAACAUUUGUUGCAAGAUGAAGAGAACUUGCAAGAAGAAAUAUUGGAAGGAUUGAUUAAAGCGUUAAAGAUGCCUUUGCCGAGUCUGCAGAAUCCGCCACAGACCAAGGAAAUUUUCUUCCCAGCACAUACCAUUGGUCUCUGUAUGACAGAGAUGUGGCGCUUGGGCUACAUUCAAGAAUCCGAACGACUGGCCUUCACCAUCAUGGACACAAUCCAAAAACAAUGCUUGAGCUUUACUGGUGAAGAGGCGAUUGUACCUUGUGCAUUCUGGUUGUCAAAUGUGCAUGAGUUACUGUCUUUGAUUUGUUUAGCCGAACAAAAUAUGGAGCAUGAAGUUUUCUUCAAGGGGACUUCCGGUGGUCGACGAUCGGCGGGUUGGCACGAUUUUGAGAAGCUAGUGGCCACGAUCAAGUUUGAAUUACAAUGUUUGGAAGACAAUAUUUUCCACGCGUGGAUGGCUGAAUUGAAGAAGCGAUUGAGCAAGAUGGUGAUCCCGGCUCUUAUUGAAGGUCAAUCGCUGCCUGGCUUCAUUACACAGGAUACCGGCCGAUUCUUUAACAAGAUCUUGACCGGCUCGUCGCAGCCAAGCUACAGCAUGGAUGAUUUGCUGAAUUUCCUGAACAAAGUGUGGCGUACCAUGAAGUGCUACUUCAUUGAACAGUCCGUCGCUACGCAAGCAUUGACUGAAUUACUCAAGCUGAUUGGUGUAAGUGCAUUCAACGAUCUGUUAAUGCGCAGAAACUUUUCUUCCUGGAAGCGAGCCAUGCAAAUCCAGUACAAUAUUACUCGUGUUGAAGAAUGGUGCAAGAGCCAUGAUAUCCCUGAAGGCACGCUUCAACUAGAACACCUGAUGCAAUCCACCAAAUUAUUGCAAUUCAAAAAGGCAACGCUCGAUGACAUUGAGAACAUCUAUGAUGUAUGCUGGAUCCUUUCCCCAACCCAGAUUCAAAAACUGAUUUCACAAUACCAUGUGGCCGAUUAUGAGAAUCCCAUUCGACAAGAAAUCCACGCUGCGGUGGCGGCUCAUGUCAGUGGUGAUAAGAGUGAUGCUUUGCUGCUUGAACCUGUCGCUCUGGACGAUAUUACCAAUCCUUUCGAAAUUCCUCUUCCACGUCAAAGAAAACCUCAGAUGUAUUUGCCAGCAUGGCUCAAUCUCAAACGCUUACGCCGUUUGACCAUGCUUAUUCAGCAGGAAGAAGCGCAGUAG
This is a messenger RNA of Radiomyces spectabilis, 4839 nucleotides long. Its product is annotated as P-loop containing nucleoside triphosphate hydrolase protein. The record is from RefSeq and is a predicted model, not a curated record. The coding region runs from base 1 to 4839 and encodes 1612 amino acids. Gene Ontology annotation, molecular function: actin filament binding; microfilament motor activity; ATP binding. Gene Ontology annotation, biological process: actin filament organization; vesicle transport along actin filament. NCBI's taxonomy places the organism in Eukaryota, Fungi, Mucoromycota, Mucoromycetes, Mucorales, Radiomycetaceae. Gene Ontology annotation, cellular component: vesicle; myosin complex; cytoplasm. The transcript is spliced from 19 exons.